Messenger RNA from Plutella xylostella (diamondback moth), 4262 nucleotides. It is a transcript of the gene Impbeta11, whose product is annotated as importin beta11. Gene Ontology annotation, biological process: protein import into nucleus. Gene Ontology annotation, molecular function: small GTPase binding. Gene Ontology annotation, cellular component: cytosol; nuclear envelope. The record is from RefSeq and is a predicted model, not a curated record. Lineage: Eukaryota; Metazoa; Arthropoda; Insecta; Lepidoptera; Plutellidae.
AUGAUUGAUUGUCAGUUGUCAAGUCAAUUCAAGGUGCAAUGCAAGUUUAGUUAAAAAUCUGCCGACAAAAAUGGUUUUUCUUUGAAAAUCUGUUUGCUUUGUUUGUGCAACUGAUCUUUUUCGUUACUGCAUAUUCAGUUUUAUAAUAGUUUAAGCAUGAAUAACUAAAUUUCUGGGUAAAACCACCAUGGAUCCCAACAUAUAUGCCCUUGUCUUGGACACUCUCAACCGGGCGACCAGUCAGGACCCAGAAGUACUGAAGCCCGCUGAGAAGAAGCUACAGGAAUGGGAGAUAGAGCCGGGGUUCUAUUCUGUUUUAUUGGAUGUCCUAUCAAACCAUUCCAUUGACAUCAACGUAAGAUGGCUGGCUGUAAUGUGUUUCAAAAACGGUGUAGACCGCUACUGGAGGAAGAACGCUCCACAUGCUAUCACAGAAGAGGAGAAACAGAAGUUGCGCCAGGGACUCCUGAACUCCAACAUCCUCAGUGAACCAGUCACUCAGAUUGCCACACAACAAGCUGUGCUGAUAUCUAAGAUAGCUAGGUUUGACUGUCCAAUGUUUUGGCCGAACCUGGUGCCGGAACUCAUUGGAGCGUUGAAAGCACCGCAGCCGCUGGUCCAACACAGGUCACUGCUGAUUUUCCAUCAUGUGGUCAAAGCUCUGGCUUCUAAGAGGCUGGCUGCUGAUAGGAGGAUGUUCCAAGAGCUAACACAAAGCGUAUACGCUUUCAUACUGAACCUGUGGCACGAGAACACGGAACAGUUUCUCCGGCACAUCCAGGAAGGUGCUGCCACGGAGGUGAUCACGGAACACCUGGAGAAAGCGCUCCUGUGUCUGCGGAUCUUGAGGAAGCUGACGGUGUUUGGCUUCAGGAAGGCACAUGAAAGUCAGGACGCCGUCGCGUUUCUGAAUGUUGUGUUCGACCGCGCUAAGACCAGCUUAGAGUGCAGAAAGCUGCUGAAAGGCCGCGGAAUAUACCUUCUGGAGCUAUGCGAGAAGUUCAUAAUACACCUCACGAAAGUAGCUCUUGGGGUUUUAAGUCUACAUCCAUUUUCGUUUGUGCCUCUGAUACGGCCUGCUCUGGAGUUCACUCUGUACUUCUGUUUCACUGACCAAGGCAUGGCGUUGACCUAUGAGCGGUUCACGAUCCAGUGUCUCAACAUUCUGAAGGGAAUCCUGCAAUGUGUGGAGUACAAACUGCCUAAAGAAAUGGAUCAGGUUAAGGAGCCAUUGACAAUCGAAGCGCACCAGCUCAAGAUGUCCGUGCUAACCGACGACGCAGUGGUGUUGGUCUGUCGCCGGCUCGUGUCGCACUACUGCCGGCUGUGCGGCGACGACCUGGCGCUGUGGGACGCCGAGCCGGAGAGCUUCGCCAACGACGAGGCCGGCGAGUCCUGGAAGUACAGCAAGAGGCCAUGCACGGAAGCGGUCUUCAUGGAGCUCUUCCACGGGUUCCGCCCCCUCCUAGCGCCGUGCGUGGUGCGCAUGCUGGGCGAGCUGCCGCCGCCGGCGCCGGCGCCCCUCGACCAGCUGCGGGACAAGGACGCCGUGUACGCCGCCGUGGGGCUGGCCGCCUUCGACUUGUAUGACGAGAUUGAUUUCGACGAGUGGUUUACGAAUGUUCUAAGUCAAGAAUUGAAAAUUAAAGACGACAACUACAGGAUUAUCAGACGACGCGUUUGCUUACUCAUAGGCCAAUGGUGCGGCGUGCGAGCCUCCCCAUCGCUCCGGCCCGCGAUGUACGCCGCAUUACUCGAACCUCUCUCCAGCGCUACAGAAGACCUGGCGGUUAAGCUAGCGGCGGCUGAAGCGUUGAGGAGCACGAUAGAUGAUUUCAACUUCGAUGUGGAACAGUUUAGGCCGUUUGUGCCGCAUGUGCUUUCGGCGUUGUAUGAUCUCCUGGUGGAAUCCGAAGAGUGCGACACCAAGAUGCACGUUCUCCACGUCAUAUCCUUUGUGAUGGAGCGAGGCGGUGCCGGCGGCGCGGGCGGCGGUCUGCUUUCCUACCUGCCUCAGCUGUGGGCUCAUGCCGACUCGCAUAGUAUGCUGAGAGCCGCUGUACUUGCGAAUCUGCUGCAUUUGCUAAAGGCUACAGGCGAAUGCGCGCCGUCCGUCCGUCCCUGGGUACUAGGGGUGCUGAACUCUGCAACAUGUUUGACUGACCCGAUGCAUGUGUAUCUGAUGGAAGACGCCCUGGAGCUGUGGCUGGCGAUAUUGGAGACCAGCCAGGUCGUUGACCCGCCUCUCCUCCAAUUGGCCGAGAAUUUACAUCCGAUUUUGGAACAAUCUUCAGAGCAUCUCCGCAUAGUCGUCUACAUAAUGCAAGCGUACACGCUGCUAUGCCCGGAAGAGUUCCUGUCUUCAGCCGGCGGCAAGUGUAUGGCGGUGAUGGAAGACAUGCUGUCUGACAUGCGCACUGAGGGCCUACUCACUGUGUUGAAGAUGGCAGAAAUAUGCGUCAGUAUCCAGUUACCUGAAAGAAACGCCUUCCUAGGAGUGAAAGUUAUUUGGCCUAUACUAAUAAGGGUCGUACGGGCCCUUCUAGAAGGUGACGACUUGGCAAUGGUCCUAUCAGUCCAACUGUGCCUUUUAUCCCGAGUUAUACUCCUAUCUCCGGACUUGUUCUACAAAUGCGUGCAAGAAGCAGCCGUGGGUCAAACGGACUAUGAAAAUGAUCCAGUGAAAGUGCUGGAUAGACUGCUGCAAGUGUGGACUGAGAAAAUGAACCUGGUCACUCAGGUGGAAAGGUGGAAAGUUGUUGGUCUAGGCCUAGCGGCUCUACUGACGACACAGAACACGACAGUUCUACACCGGUUCCCGGCCGUAUUGCUGAACCUCACUGAAGUACUGAAUGACGUCAUGAAGACUGACGAUAAUGGGGUUUAUGUCGACGGCCUGGUAGCGGGUCCGUGCUCGCGCCCCCCCUCUCCCCUAGAGGGGGUAGGUAGAGCGGCCCGAUGGGAAGGGGGCUGGUGCGCCACUAAAGAGACCCCUCACGAGCUGCGCAGACGACGUCUUGCCGCCACGCACCCCGCCGCUUCCGUCGAUCUGAGGACUGUAGUUCACCACCAGCUAGAAACACUGAAAGGCCAAGUGGGACCCGAAACCUUCGAACGACUGAUUCUAUCAACAGAUCAAGAAACAUUGCAACAGUUAAGAGAAUACGUGCCUCUGUAAUUUGCGCUUUAAACAUCUAUACCUUUAUUAUAAAACGUAGACCAAACAUAGUUCUGGGUUAGAACCGGCUUUAGACUACUGGCAUGCCUUAAAUCUUUGGACUGUUCUAAACAAGGACUAUAUUUACUCUACGUUUUAUAAUAUGGGGCUAGGGUGUCUUGCAGCCUUGAAUCGAGAUUAAAUCUAUUGCUAUCCUGCUCUGACAGUACACAGUUAGAAAAAACUGCAAAAGAUUUCAUAUCGAUUUAAGGAUUAGUGCAAGAUUUUGUUUAAGUAUACUGUACAUUUUAUAUGAUACCCAUUGUUAACUUUCUAGGCCAUUCAAAGUUUUUUUUUUUAAAUUAGGCGCAUACCUAUUUGCUAAAUGCGUCCGUAAUAUUAUAGCCUUGCACGCUACAAAUUAAUUUUAAAAUACAUAUCUAUUGCCAUAAUUCUUCCAAAACUAUUAAUUAAUCAUAAACGGUUAUCUCUGAUGGCUUAAGUCCAAUAAUUAGAACGCUAGCAUGUUUUUCUUUCACAGAAAUAAUUAAAAAUCAGAGAGAGAUGUACAGAUUUGUAUACUUAGUUGUAUUAGAGGUACAUCCUGUUUUGAGUUGAGUGACGAUGGUUCUGUCGGAUAAUUUUUAAGAAUUUUGUAUAGUUAUUUUGUAUACUUGCAUAACCUCUUGUACCUAUAAUAUCUAUUGUCCACUGCUGGACAUAGCGUAUAUGUACUAACUAACCAUAUUAUAAAUAUGUAGAGAGGAAGAGCUAAAUGGUUUCUAAAAUAUACAUAGUUGAAAUAAGGCAUCGAAAAAAUAUAUUAUUGACAUUAGUCCCACCUUCCCUUUAUUUAGAACUUAGAACAAAAUUAAGAAUAUAAUCCGAUAAAUAAUUAAUAUAACGUCUGCAGAUAAAGAAAUCAUAUGAGAAUGGCUGCCGUUCCAUAAGUGGGAGAUCAUUUGACAGAUCUACGAAUAGAGUGAGAUAGUAAUCAUAUCGACUGCAAUUAAAUACUGUGAGAUCUGGACCUCGUAAGUUUGUAAAAUAUAGGAGUCCUAUGACGUUUGUUUGCCAGAUACUUGAAAUGCCUGGUGAAUAAAAU